Schistocerca cancellata (South American locust) is the source of this 2584-nucleotide messenger RNA. RefSeq names its product transient receptor potential cation channel subfamily V member 5 (gene nan). The transcript is spliced from 17 exons. The coding region runs from base 1 to 2553 and encodes 850 amino acids. Gene Ontology annotation, biological process: calcium ion import across plasma membrane. Gene Ontology annotation, molecular function: calcium channel activity; protein binding. Gene Ontology annotation, cellular component: membrane. The record is from RefSeq and is a predicted model, not a curated record. Lineage: Eukaryota; Metazoa; Arthropoda; Insecta; Orthoptera; Acrididae.
AUGGGAAAUACGGAGAGCGGUGUGACCAGCGGCGAGAAGGCUCAGGCCGGCACCUCCACGCAGAAGCUCUACAAGCUGGUCGACCUCAAAGGUGGCGGCCUGCUCGUGGACAUGAUGAAGCGCGCCAUCCAGACGAAGCAGUACGCGGAGCUGGACCACGCCAUAAAGACCAAGGUGGAGCCUUUCCUAUACAACAAAGGCAAGGGGAAACUCUUCCCCAUUUCGCACGUCGUCCUGCUGCGUAAUAAGGAACGCCCACGUCACAAACUGUUACCACCACUUCGUUCACUGGAGAACCCAGACGAUUUUGACAUCGAUGAUCUGCCAAUUCCUGACGAGAGUAAGCUAGACCCCAGCAAGUGCCGCGAGGUGUGCUGGGACCUGAAGGAGCGCGGCGCGGUGGGGGAGACGGUGUUGCACCUCUGCCUGCUCAACGCCACCUCCACCCACGCCGAGCUGGCCAAGCGCCUCCUGCGCUUCUACCCCAAGCUCGUCAACGAUAUCUACAUGGGCGACCAGUACUACGGUGAAAGUGUGCUGCACAUAGCGAUCGUGAACGAGGACCCGGCCAUGGUGAAGUUCCUGCUGGACAGUGGCGCCAACGUGCACGAGCGCUGCUUCGGCACGUUCAUGAGCCCGGAGGACCAGAAGGCCCAGCGCUCAGACUCCCUGGACCACGAGUGGGUCAACGUCAACUCGGACACAAACUAUGAAGGCUACGUGUACUGGGGGGAAUACCCGCUGAGCUUCGCUGCCUGCCUGGGACAGGAGGAGUGCUACCGGCUGGUGCUCGCCAAGGGUGCCAACCCAGAUAGCCAAGACACCAAUGGAAACACGACGCUGCACAUGCUCGUCAUCCACAAGAAGAUGACCCAGUUCGACAUGGCUUAUGAAGUUGGCUCUUCACUAGACAUUAAGAAUAACCUCAACCUCACACCGCUCACGUUAGCCGCUAAGCUGGCUCGAAUAGAGAUGUUUUUCCAUAUCUUAAACAUAGAAAGAGAGAUCUACUGGCAAAUAGGAAGCAUCACGUGCGCAGCCUACCCGCUCUCGCAGAUCGAUACCAUCGAUAUCGAAACAGGGAACAUCAGCAAGAACUCAGCCUUGAAUCUGGUAGUAUUUGGGGAGAAAGACGACCAUCUAGAGCUGAUGGACGGCGUUCUGGUCGACCUGCUGCACGCUAAGUGGAACGCCUUUGUGAAAUUCAAGUUCUACCGCCAGUUCUUCCUGUUCUGCUUCUACUUCAUGUUCUCGCUGGUGUGCUUCACACUGCGGCCGGGCCCGCCCCCCACCAGCCUCAAGGCGACGGCGAGUCCUGCCAUCAACGCCACCAUCGCCACCAACGCCACCAUCGCCACCAAUGCCACCACCACGCUGUCGCCAGCCAACGGGACGACUGCCACCCUCGCCUUUCUCGCCUCCAACGGGUCACUGCACCUGCUUAACCAGUCUCUCGUCAAGAGCGAGAAGAGAUUCCAGCGUCUAUCACCAAAGGCAGCUGGAAUUACAAAGAACAGCACAAACAGCAGCGGGGGCGGCGGCGCCGAGGACAGGGAGGAGGAAACGUGGUGGGAGGAGCUGCAGGGCGAGUGCCGGCUGAUGCAGUUCCACAGCCUCGAGGCGAAGGUGCGGCUGGGCGCCGAGCUCGCCAUGCUGGCCGGCUCCUUCCUCUACAUCCUGUCCGCGCUGCGCGAGGCACACUUCCUGGGCCUCAACAUGUUCAUCGAGAACCUCAUGACGGCGCCGUCGCGCGUCAUGUUCCUGUGCUCGUGCCUGUUCAUGCUGGGGAUGCCCUUCCUCCGCCUGUCGUGCCACACGGAGGCCGAAGACGUGGUCGCCGUCUUCAUCAUGCUCACCACCGCUCCCUACUUCCUCUUCUUCUGCAGGGGCUUUAAGACAGUUGGACCCUUCGUGGUAAUGAUCUACAGGAUGGUCAUGGGCGACCUUCUUCGCUUUGUGUCGAUUUACCUCGUUUUUGUCAUGGGAUUCUCUCAAGCGUACUACAUUAUAUUCCUGUCAUUCGACAACCCAAACACCCCGGAAGGCGUGGACGACUCUGUCACCAACCCAAUGCCCAGCCCGACGGAAUCCAUCAUGGCGAUGUUUCUCAUGUCGCUAACGAAUUUCGGCGAUUACUUCGGCGCAUUCGAGCGCACUGAUCAUGAGCUGGAAGCUAAGCUGCUGUUCGUGAUCUACAUGGCGAUCGUGGCCAUCCUGCUGGUGAACAUGCUGAUCGCCAUGAUGGGGAACACGUACCAGAAGAUCGCAGAGACGCGCAACGAGUGGCAGCGACAGUGGGCGCGCAUCGUGCUGGUCGUGGAGCGAGGCGUCAGUCCGGCGGAGCGACUCAAGAAGCUCAUGUGGUACUCGCAGCCCAUGUCCGACGGCCGGCGCGCACUCGUACUCAGACUGCACCAGACGGAGGAAGACAAAGAAGAAAUGAAGGAGAUCCUGGAGAUGAAGCGUACACAUGAUCGCAUGGUUACAAAACGUCAGCGUGGUAUUCAUAAAGGAUUGUCAGCCACUCCCAGCCCAAAGAGGCUCGUCCUUUAGUGUGAUGGGUAGAAAACUGUGCACCAGCACC